GCCAUGGCCUGGCAGCCCAUGGAGAUCAACCCCGAGAUGCUGAACAAAGUGCUGUCCCGCCUCGGGGUGGGUCCUGGCUGGCGCUUCGUGGACGUGCUGGGCUUCGAGGAUGAGGCGCUGCGCGCCGUGCCGACCCCGGCGUGCGCGCUGCUGCUGCUGUUCCCGCUGACGGAGCAGCAUGAAAACUUCAGGAAGCAACAGACUGAGAAAAUAAAGGACCAGGAGAUCAGUUCUAAAGUCUAUUUCCUGAAGCAGACCGUCAGUAACUCCUGUGGGACAAUUGGUCUGAUACAUGCAGUUGCUAAUAACAAAGACAAAUUGAAACUUGAGGAGGGGUCUGCCCUGAAGAAGUUUCUUGAUGAAACAGCUGAUUUGUCUCCUGAAGAAAGAGCUAAGCAUUUGGCAAAUAAUAAGGCUAUACAAGAAGUCCACAACUCUGUUGCGCAAGAAGGACAAUGUCGGGUUGAGGACAACAGUGUGAACUUCCAUUUCAUCCUUUUUGUCAACGUGGAUGGACACCUGUAUGAAUUGGAUGGCCGUAUGCCAUUUCCUGUAAACCAUGGCACGAGCUCGGAUGACUUGCUGUUGAAGGAUUCUGCUAAGAUCUGCAGACAAUUUACAGAACGUGAAAAAGGAGAAGUUCGUUUUUCUGCUGUGGCUUUCUGCAAGUCUGCCUAAGACUCUGAAGAGAUGCAAGGAAAGCAGUUUAAUAGCACACCAGUAAACGCAGUUUAAACUCCAGUGCUUCAGUACUUGUUAAACACAGCUGUUCUGGUAACUUAAAUUAUUUCCACCUUUUGCUAUACACAGAAGCAACAUCAGCUGAGCUUAUGCUAAAGGAUGAGCUCAAGUUUUAAUGUGAACGGUUUGGACACAUCAAAUAUCUUUAGACUCUUUUUUCACAUGUUAAGUAGAAAAUGCUUAACAGGGCUUGUUUGAUCUGUGUUAUGUUAUUUGAGUUGUUGGUUGAUAUUUCCUUGUCCUUAAUGAGAAUAAAAUGUUCUGCUGGAAGACUAAA
Melospiza melodia melodia is the source of this 1018-nucleotide messenger RNA. It is a transcript of the gene UCHL1, whose product is annotated as ubiquitin C-terminal hydrolase L1. The record is from RefSeq and is a predicted model, not a curated record. Gene Ontology annotation, cellular component: cytoplasm. The coding region runs from base 4 to 678 and encodes 224 amino acids. Gene Ontology annotation, molecular function: cysteine-type deubiquitinase activity. Lineage: Eukaryota; Metazoa; Chordata; Aves; Passeriformes; Passerellidae. The transcript has 9 exons. Gene Ontology annotation, biological process: protein deubiquitination; ubiquitin-dependent protein catabolic process.